UUCCGUGGAACAUUAUUGCAUACAAUGUUUUCGGUGGAAAAGAUCGUGGCCCCGAUGUUUAUGGUACUGAACCUUGGCACUAUUACAUUGUGAAUGGCCUCUUGAAUUUUAACAUCAUGUUCAUAAUGGCUCUCAUUAGUUUACCUGGUUUAUUUGUAACUAUUUUAGUCGACAAUCGACGUAUUUCCUCUUCACCGACAGCUGUGUGUCUAAACGCCGCCAUUGCAAUAUUUUUAGUCAGAGGAUGGAUUGAUCGAUUUCUUUCAGCUCUGUCAGAAAAUAUUCCAUAUGCUUUUAAUCGGCGAUGCUACUUAAAAUGUUUUACAUUUAGCAUCUUUUUUAUUUCGGGUCUAAUUUCUAUUUCACGCGUUUUUGCACUUUAUUAUCACUAUAAUGCACCAAUGGCGAUUUAUAAACAUUUCUAUUAUGUUGAAAUUCCUCAACAAGUCGAAACUCAGAAACUUCAGUUGAAUCUCAACAAUCCAAUAAAUCUCUGUAUCGGGAAGGAAUGGUAUCGCUUUCCGAGUCACUAUUUUUUGCCAGAUGGUGUUAGGCUGAGAUUUUUGAAAUCAGAUUUCAAUGGGCAAUUACCGAAAUACUUUUUGGAGGAUACACAAAUUGACUCUGAGAGUCGAACAAAGAUGAAUUACAAACGUGAUGGUACUUGGAUGUUGCAAGAAGGAUUCAAUGAUAUUAAUAAGGAAGAAAUGGAUCGUUAUGUUGACAUUGAUCAAUGUGAUUAUAUUGUUGAUCUAGAAACGAAUUACACACAGGCUUCUGCAAAUGAACCACGAUACGUAACUCAGACUGAUAAGUGGAAUGAAGUAAUUUGUAAAUCAUUUUUAGAUGCCGCAAACUCUGAUAGAUUUUCGCGAGCAUUUUAUUUUCCACCCAAAUUUUGGCAAGGAAUGAAGAUGGUGAUUAGUUAUUUACCUAUUCAAACGAUAAAUAAUAAUUCUGCUGUGAAAAAAUUGGGAUCUCUGAAGUGGGGUGACUAUUAUCAUUUUUCUAAGGAUCAAUUGGUUAUCGGAAUUCAAAAAUAUAUAAAUAGAAAUUUAAAUUUAAAUUACGGUUUACUCAAAAUCAUGAGUACAACAGAGGAACUUCAAACUCUAGUUCUUACAACUCUCGAUGUAAGAGGUACAAUUCCUAACACAAAAGAUCUUGUAGCCUCUGAUAACAAGGAGGUAGAUCAAUUAGCAUUACUCGGUGCCUUGAAGAGUUUGAGUAUUGUGGACAAAGAGAUGGUCAAAUAUGAAACUAUUGAAGAAGAAGUAUGGAUGCUAACAGAUGAAGGGAAUGAAAUUGCUAAUAAAGGAAGCCACGAAGCCAAGGUUUUCGAUGCUAUUCCGAUUGGUGAAGAGGGAAUAGCCAUCUCUGCAUUACAUGAAAUUUUGGGCGAAACUGCAAAAAUUGGGCAGGGCAAGGCUUUCAAAAAUAAAUGGAUUACCAAGAAAGGUGACAAUCUAGUCCGCGCUAUUGAUUCCAUUAUAGAUCAAACGCGAAUUGAUCUCGAAGUGAUUCGUUCAACUGGAACACAUUCAGAUCCAAAAGUGCUGACUGAAUUGAGAAAAAGAAAACUUUGUGAUAAACAUAAAGUUAUUUCUUAUUCCGUAUCGAAAGGACCAAAAUUCUCAUUGACUAUAGAGAAACAAGCCCGAGACGUAACAUUUGAAAUGCUUCAAAGGUAUAAUGGUGGUGAAUGGAAAAAAGCAAAUUUCAAAAAAUAUAACUUUGAUGCUCUUGGUAUACCACCUUCAGGUGGUCAUUUACAUCCACUAAUGAAGCCUCAACAACAUCCUGCCCGUGAUGCUCACGAUACUUUCUUUUUAAAGGAUCCUGCAAUUUGCACACAAUUCCCCACUGAAUAUCUUGAACGCGUUAAGGAGGUUCAUUCUGUUGGUGGAUAUGGAUCCACUGGGUAUGGUUACGACUGGAAAAUUGAAGAAGCACAAAAAUUGAUUUUAAGAACACACACCACCGCAGUAUCAUCGUUCAUGCUAUACAAUCUUGCAAAACAGAAAGAAUUCAAACCGGUGAAAUAUUUCUCCAUAGAUCGUGUUUUCAGGAACGAAACUGUGGAUGCUACUCAUUUGGCCGAAUUCCACCAAGUGGAAGGUGUUAUUGCCGAUAAAGGAUUAACGCUGGGGGACUUGAUUGGAUUUAUGAACACUUUUUUUAAUAAAAUGGGGGUAAAAAACCUUCGUUUUAAACCUGCAUAUAACCCAUACACUGAACCGAGUCUUGGUAAAUGGGUGGAAAUAGGAAAUUCUGGUAUGUUCCGUCCGGAAAUGUUGGAACCAAUGGGAUUGGAUCCGGACGUUCGGGUUAUUGCUUGGGGUUUAAGCUUAGAAAGACCCACAAUGAUAAAAUACGGAAUCAAUAAUAUUCGUGAG
This is a messenger RNA of Racocetra persica, 2396 nucleotides long. The record is from the annotation of a GenBank genome assembly. Lineage: Eukaryota; Fungi; Glomeromycota; Glomeromycetes; Diversisporales; Gigasporaceae.